UGCAGGGUAACGAGCCGUCGCUGCCCGGGUCGCGUCUGGUGGCUUCGCGCGGGAUGGUGCGUGGCCGGCCGUGCUCCGUGUGUUCCGGGGCACCGAGCCGCCUGCGCCGGGUGCCCGGCCCGGAGUGCAGCGCGCAGCGCCCGUGAGCCAGGGGGCGAGGCGGCGGCUGUGCCUCGGCUGAAGGAGCGGGCCGGUCCUUCGCCUGCAGCAGGGCGCCUGGAGUUCCAAGAUGCCACUUCAGACAUCUCAAAACUGAUAGCAAAGACUGAAGAACCAUCUUUAAGACCUGAUAAUUGUCCUGAAAUACUGACCAUGUCUAUUAUGGAUCACAGCCCUACCACUGGAGUGGUGACUGUAAUAGUCAUUCUGAUUGCUAUUGCUGCUCUCGGUGCCUUGAUAUUGGGCUGCUGGUGUUACCUGCGUCUGCAAAGGAUCAGCCAGUCUGAAGAUGAAGAGAGCAUUGUGGGAGAAGGAGAAACCAAAGAGCCUUUUCUUUUGGUGCAGUAUUCUGCUAAAGGACCUUGUGUAGAGAGAAAAGCAAAGCUGACUCCUAAUGGCACAGAAAUUCAUAGCUAACUUCGAGCAGCACAGAUGUGUAUCUGGACUACACUUAAGAUGUCUGUAAUCAGCAGAACUGAUACUGUGAAGAAAUUGGACAUACAUACUGCUCUCUCUUAAAACACCUUGAGAUAAGACUUCAGAGUUAUGGUUUUGUUGGUUUGCCACUGCAUGCACUGAGAAACUAUACUAUCCAUCAAUCCUGUAUUUUAACGCCUUAGUGCUAAGAGGUGACUUCUCUGGUAUAAAGUCCAUUGCUGGCAAUGGACAUGCAGGGAUAUGCUGGCAUGAAAAAACUAAUUGCAUUUUUGUUACUUGAAUGUUUAGCUGAGCCUAUUUUGAUGGAACUACUACUGUAAUGUGAACUACUUAAAACUGUGAACUGUAAAUAGGCUGCCAGGAGUUCUGGCUUUUUGUUAUCCAGCAUAUGGAAGUGGUAUGAAGUUAUUCUUAGUAACACACAUUUGGACUUCUGAGCCACAUGAUUACAGAUCGGAUGCCAGACCUUCAAAAUCAAAUCUGCAGUUAAAGCCUGUUUCUGCUAUGAAGUUCUGAGUGAAUAACUAUUAAGACAGAAUGGUUGCUUUUUAGUUUUUGUUUUUAAACCUCUUAUGGGACUGAUUCAGAACACUUUCCCUGAAUGCAGGUAUAUAUAAUCUCAUUUAAGGUGUUUGAGGCAGAAAGAAUAGGGGUUAUAAGGAAGGAACUGUACCUCUCUUCCUUUAGGGUAGAUUAAGCUGUUAUCAGCUAAUACUGUGAUUGUCCUAGCCAUGUAGCUACUGCAAGGAAACUGCCAUUUUAGCAGAUUCCAAUCUGGGAACUAAUGAUGGCUACUUUAUGCAUGGUCCAGAAGGUUUCCAGUGGAGUUAAAAAUAGCAGUAGAGCAGAUCUUUCCCUCCUGUUAGCAAGCAUGUUAAUUACAGAAGUGGUGGUUUCACUAGAACUGGCAUUAAUAUAAUUAUUUCUCCCUCCCCCCCCCCACAUAACCACUGUUUAUGUGUGUACCUAGUAGCUGGGACAUAUGUAAACAUGAAGCUAAACAGCCAACUGUGCAAACUGUUUUUAGUCUAGGUACCAAAUUGUCUACAGUUAAUGUAUUUUGUAGGUAAGGUUUUUUUUGAUUCUUAACUUACAGGGCAGACAGAAAUCUGUCUUGUAACAGCUAACUAAAUUUUGGGUGUGUUGGGGAAGGGAUAGAGGGAGGGGAAAAUUGUUUGUGGGUGGAGUAGAGCUUUUUUAAAAAAAAAAAAUGUGGUGCAAUCUGAAGUACCUUCACACAAAGGGGCCCCACAUUUCCUAACCUUUCCCUUCUCUUUACUCAAGAGAAACCUAUAACAGGUACUUGGAGUGAGAAAUUAUAGACCAUAAACAGUAUCAUAGGUUCUGAACAAUCAUUCAACCAUGGCUAAAAUGUUCUAGAUUUCCUAACUUUUAGGCCUGCAUAUUCCACUAACUACCCAGCUUUUGCCCAAUCCAGUUUAUAUGUAGCUAAGGAAUUCCUUUAGUUUUAAGUUAAACUCCCUAGCAAACUGAGAUGCAAAGGGGGCAGGGGGGGUGUACAAGCAGUAGAUAAUGCAAAAGUUCGACCACCACUAUCUGUGUGUGGGGGAACAGUUGUUAUGCUAAACACUGGUGUGAAUGAUGGGUUUAUACAUGGGGAAUAACAACACUAUUUAUUCUUAGCUAGCUCGGCCUUAAUGACUUUGUCUGCAAGCAAAUGAUAGUCCACUUAUGAACUAAAUUGCUAGCUCCCUCCAGGACAAGCUGCUGAGUUGCAUUCUUAUUCCUGUGUGCACUGAUUAAACUGAGGCUAGAAAAUGAAGUGUCUUUCACUGCAAAAGCCACGGCUUGGCUAAGCAAAUCCAUUGCUACUAAUGGAUGAGCGCUUCCUUCCUCUAAGUGGAGUGUGGAAUACAACUGCCUAGGGAGGGGGCAAACACUGGGUGGUAUAUUUACUGGCUCCAAAGAUGCCAAUUUUAAUUUUUCAGUCUAUGAUUUGAGACACUGGCCUAUACAUGCACGCUGGAUUCUUAACUGCAUAUAUGCUGAGCAAUCAGUAAGUAGAUUUUGCUUGUUUGGGAUGCCACACUUUAUUCUCCUUCUCCCACUUUUUUUUGGGGGGUGGGGGGGAGAAGGCAGAGGGAACACUAGUGGGAUGCAUAAGAAGGUUGGAUGAGAUCAUUUUGCCAUUUGUUCCCCAUAAGAAACAGAUUUUCAUAGAUGUUUCAUUCACUUACGAUUAUAGGUUAAUUGUGGAGCAUGUAAAAGUGGUAUGCAGAGUUGCUGAAAUCCUACAACAGGAAUGACAAUAUUUUAACCAUCUGACUUUUCAUUCAAGUUUACUAAAUAAACAAACUCAACAUUUCCAGUCAAUUCUGUAAACAAAGGCAAAAUGCAGUGACUAUGGCUAACUUCAGCUGUUUCUUAGAAAAGUAUAAAUUGUCAAAGUUCCUAAAUGAACACUUCCUCUGGGAGCCACGGGAGGAAGCCAGUGCAAAAAUUGGUCCCUUAGUAGGAGAUGCAUCACUCUGCUGUCCCUGGGAAUUUACUAUUUUUAAUCUAGAUUAAAUUAAUAAAAUGGCAAUCAAAUUAGUGCAAUAGUAAAGUGGAAAGUGUUUUCCAUAUCUCCAUUUAGGUUUCAAGAUCUGGUAAAUUGUUUGUUUGAAGUAUUACAAAAAUAUUCUGGUUUGAUUUUUCUAGACAAUUGGAAAAUAUUUUAUUUACAACAAAUAAAAUUUGCAUAAAUAUCUUCCCAA
Mauremys reevesii (Reeves's turtle) is the source of this 3314-nucleotide messenger RNA. RefSeq names its product stannin (gene SNN). The transcript has 2 exons. Gene Ontology annotation, cellular component: mitochondrial outer membrane. Bases 313 to 576 code for a protein of 87 amino acids. The record is from RefSeq and is a predicted model, not a curated record. NCBI's taxonomy places the organism in Eukaryota, Metazoa, Chordata, Testudines, Geoemydidae.